Messenger RNA from Erinaceus europaeus (western European hedgehog), 5017 nucleotides. RefSeq names its product sialic acid-binding Ig-like lectin 6. The record is from RefSeq and is a predicted model, not a curated record. The transcript has 7 exons. Gene Ontology annotation, molecular function: sialic acid binding. Lineage: Eukaryota; Metazoa; Chordata; Mammalia; Eulipotyphla; Erinaceidae. Gene Ontology annotation, biological process: cell adhesion. Gene Ontology annotation, cellular component: plasma membrane. Bases 135 to 1448 code for a protein of 437 amino acids.
GUCCAUGCCCUCAUUCUCACCACAGGUUUCCUGUCUGGGCUUUCUCUGUUGGCUCCUGCUGUCUGGCUGCCCUUUCGCUUUGGGUGGAAGGCAGACUAGGAGUCUGUCUGUCUGUCCCAGGGCAUGAGGACAGGAUGCCCUUAGGGUUGCUGCUACUGCUACUGAUUUUGCUGCCCAGACUGUGGGGAGCACCCUGGGAUCAACAUCAGAACCGACUGGAACUACAGGAGAUUGUGGUGACAGUGCAGGAGGGUGUCUGUGAGCUGGUACCCUGCAAGCUUUCCAACUUUUGGGUUUCCAUGGUGUGGUACCGAGAAAGGGAAGGAUAUAAAAGGCAUAAUCUCCCAGUGGCUACAAGCAAACUGGACCAAAAACUGCAGGAUAGGAACCAGGGCCCGUUCAUCCUCCUCAGGGACCCCCAGACCUACAAGUACUCGCUGAUCAUCAGAGACAUGAAGAAGGGGGACAGUGGCACUUACUUCUUUCUGAGAAGUAGUUAUGGUUAUUCAUAUCUAGAAAUGAAGCUCUCUCUGAGGGUGACAGCCCUGACCCACACCCCCUUCAUCCUCACCCCGGAGGCCCUGGAGUCUGGUUGCCCCUGGAAUCUGACUUGCUCUGUGCCCUGGACCUGUGAGAUGGGGACACCUCCCAUCUUCUUCUGGAGGCUUGCUCCCCUCAGACUCCAGGGUUUUGGAAUGCUCCUCUCCUCCGUGCUCACCUUCACCCCACGGCCCCAGGACCACGGCACUCAGCUCACUUGCCAGGUGCAAUUUCCAGCUGUCGGUGUGACCGUGGAGAGAACCAUCCAGCUCAAUGUGUCCUCCCUGAAGACAAUUCAGAAUGCCUCCUCCCUCUCCAUCCUGGAGGGCCAGGCUCUGCGGCUGCUCUGUGAAGCCGACAGCAACCCCCCUGCAACGCUGUCCUGGUUCCGGAGGUCCCUCCCUGAGAAUGACACCGUCCUCUCCAACUCCUCCACCCUGGAGCUGCCAUCAGUGAGGAGAUCAGACGAAGGGGAGUUCAUUUGCCAGGCACAGAAUCAGCUGGGCUCCCAGCUUGUCUCUUUGAGCCUCUCUGUGAACUGGAGAGCAGAAUCCUGGCUCAGCGGGGUUCAGGGAGCAGUAACUGGGGCGGCCACCACGGCCCUGCUUUCUCUCUGCCUCGGCCUCCUCUUCAGGCUGAAGAACCGUAGCAGGAAAGCAGUCCAGCCAGUGCAGACUGGGGAUCCAACCAAUCAAGCCAUGGGCUCAGCCUCCAGGGAGCAGCAGUGCCGGUUUUGGAAACAUCCCCCUGCCCGCCCCCCAGCUCCUGCUGGGCCUGGCUUGGUCUCCAGCAGGGAGCAGGAGCUCCACUAUGCUCUCCUCAGAUUCCCUAGAGCCCAAGCCCAGCCUCAGGGUCAGGAAGACAGCUGCAUGGAUACUGAAUACACUGAGAUCAAGAUAAGCACAUGAGGAGUCUCUGUGAGUGACACCUUUGGGGAAGGCACAAGGUCUCCCUCCCUCCUUGCUUGUGUCUGCUGGCUUUCUUCUCAGAUCCUUGGCUUGGAGAAGGCCAGCUUCUUGCUGCUUGUAGAGUCCUACCAUAGAGCCCAGAUAGAAGCAUAUCUGAGGUUGCCUGCCUGGUGCUCUUAAGAGCUCCAUAGUGAAAUAGAUCACUUGCAUAGGGCACUGACUGUUUUGCCACCCAGGUCUGAGCCCGGCCCUCACUGCUUUGAAGGAACUUCCAGUGCUGUGGUCUUUCUUUUUCUCUCUGCCUCUCUGUCUCUAUCUGAAAAGAAAAAAAAAAAGCCAUCACAGAUAACCUUUUCACAUAUACAGACAUAUAUGUUAGCAAAAUGUCUAAGUUUAGGGCCGGGUGGUGGCACACUCAGUUGAGCACACAUGUGAUAGUGCUUAUAUAUGAGCUUAUUCUGCUAGUUGACCUUUUAGCUCAGCUACUUCUGCUUUCAGUUCUCUAACUCGAGGUAGCUAGUAUUUUCCUUGAGGGUCUCAUCUGUUGUUUCCCUAUUUCUGAUAACCUUUUCCUCAAUAGUUGUCCUCAUUUCUGGGAUUAUUAGGUCUGUUACUGUUUGUAUACUUUACUUAUCUAUGAUUACUUCUGACUGAUCUGAAAUUUUUUCUGGGCUCCUGUCCUGAUUCAUUGUGGUAGCGUUUUAUUUUCUCUUGAUUUAACCAUUUUUUUUUUAAAUUGAUGUGGUUUGUAUCUUUCUGUCCUGUUGCUCUUCAAUUGUUGUGUUUUGAGUACAAGCCACACUAAAGUCUUUUCACAAAUGCAGUCACAAGCCUCAGAAAGUACAAUAAUGGCAACUGGAGCAAAGAUUGAUGCAGUUCAAGCAAAGCCAGUUAACCAAACAACAGCUCCAAAAACAAACAAAACCAAAAGAAAAAGAAAAGAAAGGAAAAGAGAAAAAGCAAGAACAGACAAGUAUGCAAAUCAACUGUCACCAUAAAUUCUAGAGAUAAGAGGAAAAAGAAAAGGAGAAAAAACUUACACACACACACACACACACACACACACACACACACACGGAAAGAGUCCACUCCAAGUCAGACUUCUUCCACAAGAUAAAUCCCAAACAAGUGCCAGUGAAUUCAGAAAGAAAAAGAAGAAGAAAAAAAAAAAAGGAAAGAGAUUUUUUGGAUUAUCUAGGAGGAGAGAAAUAGGAAUGUGGAGAAAAGAGAGAGAGAAAAGCAAGUUUCUCCCACAAUGGCUAGCACACCCAGUCACCUAUCAAUGGAAAAAGCGACAAGAGUUAAUUUUGGUCGACCUGGAGAGGAGGGAAAAGAGACACAUGUCAUCAUUAUCAUCACCAUCAAAUAAAAUAGAAAAAAAAAAAAGAACCCUAACAGCCAGUUUAUACCACUCCAGAUUGGCUGCACACAGCCUGGUCCCCUUCCUAAACCAAACAAAGACAAUUACAAGAAGUAACUAUCAAACAAACUCCAGAGGUAAAUAGCUAGUUUUUCCCAGGCAGGGCUGAGGCCCUGAUUGGUCAGGUAUUCUGUCACUCAAAUAGAGCUCCAGCCCCCUUCAAAAAAGAAUAAAAAAGGCUUUGGAUGACACCUUGCUGAGCCAGGAAUCUUGGUAAAGAAAUUAGCUUCUCAGGAAGCCUGCUAGGAGCAGCUGCCUAGACUGAGGCAGGGGCUGGUUUUGGGGGUUGGGGGGGAGAGUGAAUGCAGAGAUAGCCAAGCCAAAAAUCCCUGUUUCCUUUGUUCUUUAUGGCCUCUGUUUGCCAGCCCAAGAGUGGGCGAAAGGACUUUUCUCUGGGGUCACCCUGACCACCCUCUGCACUUCCUCCACCACUAGCCCCCAAAUCCUAUCCUCUCCUGAGAAUCCCAGGUUGAAAGCAGCUUCCUUGAAGAGCUCACACCAGGUGUUGUUCCAAGCCACCAUCUUGGCUCAACCCUCUCUCAUCCAAAAUUUAACCCUAUAUUUAUUUAUUUAUUUGUUUAUUUUUAUCACAAUGGUGUUUAUCACUGAGACUCUGUGCUGGUACUAUAAAUCCAACACUUCUGACAACCUUUUUUUUUUUUUUUUUCCUCUUUCCAUGUGCUGUUGGAAAAGUCAUGGUGUAGUUUUCUACGUAAAAAUGUGUCUUGAGUUUUCUAACAGUCCCCUAUUUUAUUAGAUAUGACAGAGAAAGAAAUGGGGGAGAUAGAGAGGGAGAGAGAGAGAUAGAUACCUGCAGACCUUCUUCACUCAGUGCUCAACUUUUUUAUGUUUUUAAAGGUUGUCUUGAUCUCUCCUACUGCAGCCUAGCUGGUCAGUCAGGCCCAUCACAUGUCCCUGUGCAAAUGACUGCAUUGUUUUAAAAUGUGGAAAUUGGGGCUGGAAGCUGUAGGCCACCUGAGGUGCAGGUUCUUUCAGCUGUCUUGCAAGUGUCCAUGUUUAAGCCUGCAAAUCCUUUUUAUUCUUGUAUGCAUCCACUUCCUGGGAUUCAAUGAGGGGGUCUCCUCUCGGGUGAAACACCUGUUGUCGUCCAGGUGCUCAAAUGGGACUGGAAGCCCCACUACCCAGACAUGCAGGCUGGCUCCUCUCUUGUCAGUCACCUGCCACUGCUUUGUGUGGGGAUUGGAACUUGGAAAUGCCAAGUUCCAGGCCUGCAGGUUGCCCUGCUCAGUUACAAAUCUGUGUCUGAAUUCCCAAAUAUACUGGGUUAAGACCCACUUAAAACUUCUUUUUAACUGAAUCUCUUUGCUCUGUUUCCAAAUUCUGUCACAUUCUGUGUAUUGGACUUCAACAAGUCUUCAGCUUGGUUUUCAUGAUUUUCUUUUUCAGCGCAUAGGUUGCUCAUUUAGUUAAAAAUGAACAACCUUCUUAGCAAUGAAGCAAACUAUCUAAUAGAUGUGGGAAACCACAGAACUUGUGUUCAUAGGGCAAAUCCAUUCAUUUGCUUUCUAAGCAACUUUGUCUUCCUGGGCUUCUGUUUCCUAAGCCUGACACAGACCAGAGUUUGUGUGACCCCAGAGCAUUUGGGCAUAGACUUCCUGAAAGUUUCUGUGAAUAGUUUUCUCCCAGGCUUGGUGGUGCCUGGGCCAGAGGCCACUGCUGCAACUAUCAGGGGGACUCCUUGCUUGUAACUCAUCAUGUUUUACCGAAAUAAAGUUUAUCUCCUUCCUCUUUCUGUUCAAGGCUGGGAAGGCCCUUGUCCUCACAGAUCUCUUCAACCUCAUUUCUGACCAGUGACCCACAGUUUGUACCAACUCACACAGCUUCCUCUCGUAUAUCCUAGUUUCUAUUCCUCUAGGGAUGAAGUAGAAACCAGUGGAGACCAGUGAUUCAGGGAAAUUAUUAUUUUUUGUUCUUUCCUUUCUCUCUCCACUCUAACCACAACACUGCUCAUCUCUGGCUUUUGGUGGUGCCAGAGAUUGAGCCUGGAAUCUUGAAACCUCAGGCAUGUAAGUCUUCUAAAUAACCAUUAUGUUUUUUCCCCUGACCUCGGAGAAAAUGGUAAGGGCAGUCAGAUAAAUAAAGAGAAGAUAGAAUACUUUAAAUAGAUCACAGUUAGAUGAAUACCUUU